Messenger RNA from Neurospora tetraspora, 1490 nucleotides. RefSeq lists its product as uncharacterized. The coding region runs from base 152 to 1201 and encodes 349 amino acids. Lineage: Eukaryota; Fungi; Ascomycota; Sordariomycetes; Sordariales; Sordariaceae. The record is from RefSeq and is a predicted model, not a curated record. The transcript has 5 exons. Gene Ontology annotation, molecular function: arylformamidase activity.
CCACACUAGCACCAGCUUCCUUUUACAGAUGCCCCUUCCCCGCUUCAGACUUCAUAUGAGGGGGCUCCCAUGAGGGGGGAAGGUGAUUGCCAUUGUUACCAGUCUGCUGGUCUUUCUCUGUACAUCGUUUUUCUGAUUCAAGUUGCCCAUCAUGACUGGAAGUCCAGCAGCGAUCAAGCUUAACGAGAACGGCAUUCCCAACUUCGACGCUCUCCCACUUCGAGAUGGUGACCCCAAGUAUUCCGCCUGGGGUUUAUACGGAGACAAAGACGAGUUGGGAACUCUAAACAGGCUCACCGACGAACGAGUUGCCGAAGCAGCAAAGAACGAGAUCAAGACUGGUGUGAGAAUCUCCCUAAACUGGCCUCUCAACGCCCAAAAAGACUCGGGCUUCUUCAACCGCAAGCUCUUCCACCAAGACCUCUUCGCCAAGCCGCCGCGGUGCGUCAACGACGACGUUUGGACCUUCAACACGCAGGUGUCCAGUCAGUGGGACGGGCUGAGACACUAUGCUUACCAGAAGGAGAGGAAGUUCUAUAACGGGGUGACGAUGGAGGAUAUUCAUGAGGAGGGGAGUGAUGUUAAUGGGGUUCAAGCAUGGGCCCAAAAAGGCAUGGUAGGCCGUGGCGUCCUCGUCGACCACCACUCCUGGCGUCUGGAGCAGAUCAAGAAGCCGAAUCCAGAUCCGAGACUGGUCAACUUUGACCACUUUGCUACUACGCCCAUUCCUCUUGAGGAUAUACAAGCUUGUUUGGAAAGUCAAGGGACGGAGAUUAAGUUUGGGGAUAUCCUUUUUAUACGAUCUGGUUGGAUCCAAACCCACACCCACCUUACUUCCUCAUCCCCCUCUACCCUUUUAUCCCAUCAACAAGUAAACCCCCCUUCCUUUUGCGGCCUGGAACCCUCUGUCCCGCUCUUCAACUACCUCUGGACCAACUUCUCCGCCGUAGCAGGUGACCAGCCCUCUCUCGAAUGCUGGCCACCUCUCGCUACCCGUGACCCCGCCACUCAUGGAGAGGAAUUGAGCUUGCACGAGGUGAUGUUAGCGGGGUGGGGGAUGCCGAUUGGCGAACUGUUCGAUCUUGAGGAGCUGGCGAGGGAGUGUAGGGACAGAAAGAGGUGGAGUUUUUUUGUCUGCAGUGAGGUGUGUAAUGUGGGAGGGGGGGUUGCUAGUCCUCCAAAUGCUUUGGCGAUCUUUUGAGGAUGGGAUCUUGAUGGAUUAUGGUGGAUGGAUAUUACGCCGGGUUUCUACGGGGACAUAUUAUGGUUGGUAAUGCUUUACGGGGAGGAAGAGAGAGGGCUGCCGUUGAGUGUCCUGUUCUGAAUAUAACGAGACAUGAUUUAUGGAUGCGAAUGACAGGUGAUCGGUCUUGCUAGACUGUUUGGUUGUGCAAGCAGUCACACGGAUGAACAUGACUUAGCUGCGCUUCUUCACAGCUAAACUGGCAUAUACGUUUUAAUGAGGCUACCAGAAGAUUACAAGAACGCAU